AUGGCACCCGUCGCGCCCAUGUGGUGGUUCAAGGAGGUCCCUGUCCAGCUCGAGACUUUUGUAGACACCCAGCACUCUGUCACACACAACGUACCCCGCCCGAGAAACAUCCCCACAUACUCGCUUGAGGACCACGGUGGUCAGCGCUUUGAAAACCAGGGCGGUGUCUUUGCCUUCCCGAACCAGUAUGCUAAAUCCGUCGCCUGGAGGACCAGAGCCAACGCUUCGGUCCUGGAGCUGAUCUCUCUUUCAGGGAAGGAGAACACGCCCACACGCCAGAUCUCCUUUCAAUUGCACGCGCCUAUUCUCUCAGGGAUCCAUAUCGCUCCUUUGACACAGCAUGGAGGGAUUGCCAUCGCCUUGCUGACGGCGGACAGCGUUCUCUAUCGACUACAUAUCUCGGCUCUCAGCCGCUUCUCGACCAGGGACAUGCCCGAGGAUUACUCAUCAGCAGUGCAGAUCAAGUGGCCGAAUAACAGCCUGCCUUUGUCCUUCCGUUAUUUGGGGGACAGACAAGCUGCCGUGACUGCAACCAACGGAGCCCUUUUUCUCAUCAAAUCUGCAUUACUCGCAGAAGACACCAAUCGACAUGAACAUGCAGAAGUCAAGGUGUAUGAUCUUCACGACGACUCGCAUCUUACCAACAGGAUCCAGCAUGUGUCCACCAUCCAAAAGAUCUGCUCUAAAUUCCAAUCAGUAUUUGAUCACAACCUAUCAGUCCCAGCUGGGUUCCCAGAGGCAAAGGCAUAUCUAGAUAUCAUGGCUAUGGAAACGUACACGACACACGACGACACGCUCUUGUUCACGCUCUAUCAGGACAGGACGAUCCGCGUAUGGUCGACAGGUCGCCGUCAGUGCAUGCAGGUCAUGAGAAGCACACCUUCCCCCAACGAAGCUGGAUAUAUGCAGGAGACUGUCGAAGGCGCUUCGCGAGCUCAUCUAGGAAUCUUAUUCAACCCGCUGAUGCCAUGGCUUCUCCGACUCUUGGUUUACAUCCCGACGGAGAAUGAUGCACAACUGUCCAUCUUCACUGCUCUCCUUGAUACGACAGAGGAUGUGGAGUUCGUUCCAGGAUCAGUCAGUACCAUUCGCAGGCAAUCAGCAGUAGGCCCUGGAAGCAGCCCAGUAAAUCUCGUUAGCAUGGACAUUAGUCUGAAUGAGAGCCAGACAGGAUAUAUGGUUUGGGGAUUAUGGGAGAGUGACAUGAGGAUAUCAGUCAAAUACAUCCAUAUCGACGACCACGCCCUGGACCGGGAACAUUUUCAUCAGCUUACCAAGCGAGACCUUCUGAACGGCCGUUGGUGGGCGGUAGCAAUGCAUACUCCGCCUAGUGGGUUCCUUAAGUCCAUGAGCGUCGUAGAUGACGCCGUUGAGGAUGUGUCAAAGUACUAUGCAGAAUACGUCUUUACGGCGGGUCGUUUCUCGGACAGGACUAUCAUGCUUGCGCUGAGCUCGCUUUUCAAGGAUCAGACUUUUACAUUCGAUUCGGAACUUCAGAUGCAUGUGAUGGAAGCCAUCUCGGGAGCAGUGGCACUGGCGUACGGAACUUCAGCGGCAGACACGAAGCGAUGCAGGCAGGAUGAAAUCAUGGCAUGGACGCGCUUCAUCUCCAGCUGUGCCAAACUGGAUUAUGAGGCCUCUUUACCCCUCAGUCUCUCGGUUGCAACGGACACAGGAUACGCGAUCAUUAUCAAACAGGACUCCCUAAGCUUUCUCACCGCGUGCGAUGAGUCCGAGAUUCUCUACCAUACCUUGCAGGAUGAGCAGUUCGAGGUCGCUCAUUUCAUCGCUACGCCUCCAUCGCAGCUUCGGAGUACAUACCCAAAAUUCCAGGACGCCACUUUGCGCCAGGACAUUUCCAAACUCUUCAACGCCAUGAGUUACUUGACUCGUGCGAUCACUACAGAAACAGCCAAGAAUUUGGAGACCACCAUCUCCUCACUCUCUGCUGCAAACGGGCCCAGGAAUUUUAUCGACAUCUUUUCUCAGGCACAUCUCCCUCAAUACAUCGCCAAGACGGACAUGAACAGAGCCAGGAACCUCCUUUCUUCAUGCAAAGCGCCGACAGAUGCCAUUAAAUCGGUCCUCUUGCAACUUCUUUAUAAUGCGGACAGCAGCUCAUCAGGACUGGCCUCAAAACGCUGCAUUCUUCCAUACGAAUCCCUUGUAGCUGCCAGUAUCCAGCAAGUUGCAACCCACCGAUACACAAUUGCCCAGAAUCUCCUGAUCCUUGUCACGGUGAUCUUCAGUAAAGCAGCAUCGUCCAGGCCAUGGAUUCAGGAAGAGACUCAGCUCAUUUCCGACGCAAUACGUAUUACCCAGUCGCUGCUGGUACUAAAGUGGAUCUCCAACCAGGCAAUUUCGUCAACAAAAUCUGCGACUACAGGAUUAGAGCAGCAACUUUCGCAGAUGCAAGUCCAGGAUGCUAGCCUCAUCAGCACACAGCUCUCUCAUCGGCAAACCCUGACAGGCUCGCUCUUAAAGACAAUGGCUUCUGAGGCUGGCAAGUAUGGCGCUGUCGAAUUCCCGAUAUAUCUUGCCAUUCCGCGCGCUGUUUCAAAGUUCUUGUACCAGAUCGGCAUUCUUAAUCAAGGGCAAGAGGACGGAUCUAGGUACCACGCUGGACUGGCGCAGCGACUUUCGAGCAUAGGCGAGAUGACGCUGCUGUCGCAGUUCUUGGAUAUUGUGCCAACUACGUCGUCGCUAUCGUACUACCGAGGAAAAGUGUUACUAAGCCAGGGUCAACCAGCAAAGGCACUUGAUCAAUUCAUGGUUGUCACAGCAAGUUUUGGCAAUGAUGUCAAGAGUGUGGAUAUUGAGCUGGACAUCAUGCAAUUGGACUAUCCAACUCGAACGAGUCGAGGACACGCUAGGCUCGAGGACUAUUACAACCAUGUGAUUAACCUGUUUGCAGAGAAAGAGGCCCACGAACAAGUUAUUGUCGUUGCCAGAUUGGCGUUGAUUGACCUGUUGAAUAAUGAGAAGACCCAAGUCAUGGAAACUCAAGUCCGAAUGCUGUUGGCAUACAUCUUUUCGUCUGCAAUGUCCGUUGGCCUCUACGAGCACGCGUUCAACGCCAUGAUGCAGAUGUCCAACGAAGCUGCACGCAGGCAAUGGCUACGAACUUUUGUGUCCAAUGUUUGCGAGAACGGCGAUGGUGCGAAGCUGGCAUUAUUCCCCUUCAAUGGGCUUCAGGACGAAGUUGAACGAAUGCUUCAGCUGAGAGCUGAACAAGGGGCGAUUCUCUCCAGACCAGACAACUACAACAUUCUGUAUGCGUAUUAUGUAUACAGAGGGGACCACAGAAAUGCCGCGACCAUCAUGUGUCAGUAUGCUCGGAGACUUUGCGAUACCUCGAAUCAGACAGAAUCUGUCCUUGCGCUGUUGUCUGCAGCAAGCUGUGCGUACCUGGCCGCGAUUAAUACACUCUAUCUUGCUGGACCUCAAUACACUUGGGUUGCCAUCUCAAACAAAGACUCAGAAUCAGAGCGUACAAAGAGACGGAAAUUGAGCUCUUCAGUCAAUGGCCAUUCGUCGCCAAGCAGUAAGCAGCGUACAAGUGUACCAAGCAAACUUGAGGUCGUUCAGCUGUCGGACAUCAAGAAGGAAUAUGCCUUAACUGAAGCGAAGCUGAAGCUCGUCAAAGAGAUCCCAAGCGACGUGGUAACAGCUGCCUUGACCAUGUCCGCACGGGAAGCGCAAAUCAUGCUUGCUCGUUUGGGAUAUUAUGACGAUGCUGCGGCGUUGGGGCUACUUCACAAUCUGGAUUUGGACGUCGUAUUUAAUGUCCUUGUGGAUAGAUAUUUAGCCGCCUUGGGACUUGAACAAGACGAACUUCUCGGAAAGGGCGGGUUACAGGUGGCGAACAGCGCCCACGUGGACAGGACGCGUUCUGCUGCUGCACUUCAGACCUUGCAAUCGUACCUGGAGCGCCAUGAUGAUGCUGCCUCGAACUACAAGUACAGGUUAGGCGUGGUGGAGAGAAUUCUCACUCGGAACCCAGAUUUCGACUUGCCACCCUGGCUGACGCUGCAUUAUCGGGCCCAUAACCCUGAGGACUUGAUUCGCCUCUAUUUAAGAUUCGGUGCACUGGAGGCUGCAGCAAAGUUUGCAUCAGUCGCUAUUGAUGCUGCGAUGAAAAAGGACGAGCUGGUUCCAAGGCACUCAAAUGCACGUUGGUUGCCAUACUCAUUGCUGGAUGGGAUCUUUGAGAGUUUGAAGGAGCAGAUCAAUGAAACGCAGGAGCGAGUCGCGAAGAAAUCUAGCCCGACACAGGAUGCCAAAUUGAAGAGGCGACUAAUGGAUUUGAAGGACAUCAAGUCGAAAUUAGAUGAGGAUGUGCGGCAAUAUUUGGAGAAUGUGGAGCGUGAAUCGAUCUUUUGA
Molecule: messenger RNA, 4383 nt
Organism: Gamsiella multidivaricata
Lineage: Eukaryota; Fungi; Mortierellomycota; Mortierellomycetes; Mortierellales; Mortierellaceae
Product: nucleoporin Nup120/160-domain-containing protein
Exons: 11
Coding region: 1-4383 (1460 amino acids)
Cellular component (GO): nuclear pore
Molecular function (GO): structural constituent of nuclear pore
Source: RefSeq, a predicted model, not a curated record